Molecule: messenger RNA, 1109 nt
Organism: Toxorhynchites rutilus septentrionalis
Lineage: Eukaryota; Metazoa; Arthropoda; Insecta; Diptera; Culicidae
Product: transcriptional adapter 1-like
Exons: 2
Coding region: 114-1034 (306 amino acids)
Biological process (GO): regulation of transcription by RNA polymerase II
Cellular component (GO): SAGA complex
Molecular function (GO): transcription coactivator activity
Source: RefSeq, a predicted model, not a curated record
UAGAGCACAAUUAUUAUUUAUUUCAUUUUCGACAAAAUAACAACCGGUCCAAGUUCAGUGAUGAACAAUUAGUUAUAUCCUUCCUGUAUCUCCUCAUAACCAUCUAAUUCGAAAUGACAUCCGCGGAGGAAGUGGACACUGUGAUUACCGCAAAGCAAGCGCUCAUGUACGCUCUCGGCGAGAAGUGGACAGUGUAUUUGGCCAAUAUGAAACUGUGGUUCCGGAAGAAAUCAUCCAAGGAGGAGUUUGAUUUGGAAUGUCGUAAACUGUUCAGCUCGGACCAGAUGCAUCUGCACAAUAAGUUCCUGCUGGCUAUCUUGAACAAAAUCGAUGCCGUGUCACCUCCGCAAAGUGUCAGUUACGGCGCGGAAAGCACCCACGGUAAAAGUAGUGGAAGUUCGAAGAAACGUAAGCGUUCCUCGAAGUCCUCCUCGGAUCGAGCUACGUUUGAGCCAGCCACGGUGCACGAUUUUAUUCCGAAGGAACUGCUGGAUUAUGAACAGGUCGCCAGUCAGAGUGCCACCAUUCCGACUAUACGUUAUGCCGUGCAGGAACUCUUUCUGCCCGAUAACGGUUUGGUCCUGGGGAGGCUGCUGGUUGGUGCCUGGGAAAAUGGAUUGCUCAAUGUGGAAGAAAAUGCGGUUGAUUUAAUAGUCCAAUCGGUGCAAGUGCUGCUUAAAAACGUCCUCAUGGCAGUGAUAACGAGACGGAAGCAUUUCCGCAGCACCGCAAAUGGAACUUUUGCUUACGAUGUGGGCUGUCCGUUGCCACAUCCGUUUAUUCGAAACACCGUUACCAAGACCAAAGUGGACGAUGAGCCAAUGGAGUUGGACAAGGAAAUGACCACUCUCACCUAUCUUAAACCACCGGCGGGUGAUUCAAUGUUUUUAGCCUCUUGUGAGGAACCGUACGCAAACCAAUUCAAAAAGAUUAGCGUAUACGAUGUAUAUAAAACUUUGCUGAACCGACACAUCAUCCCCUCACAUUCGGUUUAUUCCAUGAAUAUGGAGAGGAUAUCCAGCCUGCUCUCUUGAACGACCCGUUCCACUUACGUUUUAAGACUACUGUUGUUCUAUGACUCAUCGGUAUGAUUAAAUAAAAAACCAAGC